AUUAAUCCGUUUAUUUUAAACGUUGCAUUGCUCUCAAAAUUAUUUGUUAUCAUUAUAUUCAGAAGCGAAACUUCCUUUAAGACCCAUGAAUAGUUUCGGGUGUCAGUUAGUUAUUAGGUGAAAAUGGCGUGCAAGUGCGUUGUUUAAUUACCAGAGCUACAAACGUGAUAGCCAACUGUCCAGCCCACAUGGGCAGCCUAUAAAGGCCUCCGCCUCGUUGGCUAGUCGUCGUAUUCCGUUCCCGCCACCAUGAGGCAUUGGAGGCAACGCUCUUCCUCCGUUCUGACCAUCGUCCUGGCAGUUUUGGGCCUCCUCUUGCCAGAUCCUGGGACAGCCAUGACGAUGGACCAGUUUUUGGCCUCGCUGGAUAUGAUCCGGAAUGGUUGUGCGCCGAAGUUUAAGCUUAACAUAGAAGAUCUCGAUCGGCUUCGCGUGGGGGAUUUUAAUUUUCCGCCGUCGCAGGAUCUCAUGUGCUACACAAAGUGUGUGUCCUUAAUGGCGGGCACCGUAAAUAAGAAGGGAGAGUUCAACGCGGCAAAGGCCCUUGCGCAGCUUCCGCACCUGGUGCCGACGGAAAUGAUAGAGAUGUCCAAGAAAUCCGUUGAGGCUUGCAGAGAUGCCCAUAAAGCUUUUAAGGAAUCGUGCGAGAGGGUCUACCAAACAGCCAAGUGCUUGGCUGAGAACGCCGAAGGGAAGUUUAUGUGGCCUUAGGACGAAUUUCGGAACACCAAACGAAACAACACACAUAAACAAUGUAUCAGUUGUUCCGAAAAACGUUUAAAUUAAUAUUAACGUAUUCGAACAACUAUAUAAAUUAAGUUCGUAUUUUACAAACCAUUUUGAUGUUAUAGACGUGAACAUCUCAAAGAAUUCAGAGCCCUUGUUGAUUUCAAACAUUGUUACACUUUAUUGCUGAUAUUGUUAACUAAAUACAACAGUUUUAUAUUCGCAUUACGCACACUUAUA
Messenger RNA from Drosophila biarmipes, 966 nucleotides. It is a transcript of the gene lush, whose product is annotated as general odorant-binding protein lush. Gene Ontology annotation, biological process: sensory perception of smell; olfactory behavior. Lineage: Eukaryota; Metazoa; Arthropoda; Insecta; Diptera; Drosophilidae. The record is from RefSeq and is a predicted model, not a curated record. The transcript is spliced from 3 exons. Gene Ontology annotation, cellular component: extracellular region. Gene Ontology annotation, molecular function: odorant binding; dibutyl phthalate binding. The coding region runs from base 250 to 711 and encodes 153 amino acids.